Rhopalosiphum maidis (corn leaf aphid) is the source of this 7375-nucleotide messenger RNA. Its product is annotated as E3 SUMO-protein ligase RanBP2-like. Gene Ontology annotation, cellular component: cytoplasm; nuclear pore. The record is from RefSeq and is a predicted model, not a curated record. Bases 284 to 7144 code for a protein of 2286 amino acids. Gene Ontology annotation, biological process: intracellular transport. The transcript has 23 exons. Lineage: Eukaryota; Metazoa; Arthropoda; Insecta; Hemiptera; Aphididae. Gene Ontology annotation, molecular function: GTPase activator activity; protein binding.
UGUGAAAAGCGUUUUUAGCGGCUUUACGCUGAUCGUGUCAUGUGCUCAUUUAAUACGAUUUAUAGCCAUCUAUACCGUUUUAUUGUCUCGUCCUUUGUUUAUGAAACGUAACAUUUGAAAUAACGUUCAGUGACAGUCAACGUAGUAGUCCACAAAUAUUAUCAGUGAUUUAUUUCGUAUUUAGUCCUGACCUUUUUCCCUAGCUGUAUUAUCUACAUUGUUGCUGUAGUCCGUUUUCGUUUUUAUAUUUGUUAACUGUGUUGGAGGUGGUCCGAAGAGAAAAAUGAUAGGCGUUGGGAACGCCGUGUUGUACCGGUCGAAAAAAGACAUCGAUCGCCAUGUGCAGGAACAGUUCGAUAAACUCAACAAUGAACAUGAGAAAAAUCUCAAAGGAUUAGCUAUUGCUCGUAUGUAUUACAAAGUAUCUGAAUUUGAGUUAGCCAAGCAAUAUGUUAUUACUUUUUUGAGUGUGAAUGAGAAUUCACCAGAAGGACGUCGUUUACUUGGUCAUUGUUAUGACAAACUUGGUAAUAAAGAAAAAGCAGUUAUAGAAUAUCAAAAAUCUUUAGCUUCAACCCCUAACCAACCAGAACUACUAUUAUUAUGUUGUGAGCUUAUGAUUGAUCCUUCUGUUAAGUUAAAUGAAGUUCAAGCUGAAAAAAUAUGUAAGCAAACAGAAAAUUUAUAUCCUUAUCAUCCUACUGUUUAUAAACUUAAGGAACGAUUAUUGACAUCAAAUGGAAAUUGUGAUCCUUCUAAAGUGGAAAAUUUGCUUAAUGCUGAAAUAUCUGUUAGGCCUGACGACAUAAAUCUUAGAAUUAAACAGUUGAAAUUAUUUGAAAGUUCCGGACGUUUGUCUGAAGCAUUUUCAUAUGCAAUUAACAUAGAAAAAACUUGCAAGUUUCAAAAAGAUAAUAUUGAAUGGUAUGAGACUGUUUCUCAGAUAUGUGAAGCACAUGGUACUUCAAAUACAGUAAAUUGGGAAUUCUAUUCACGGGUAUUGCCUUUAUAUGAACAUACUGCUUCUUUAUUUGUUAGUGAAUCAAAAACAAGCAAACAAAAAACUGUAUCGGAAUGCUAUAAAGUUCUUUUUAGACUUGACCAAGCUCUAUAUAAAGCUAUACAAUUAUCAUCUCCACAGACAGAGUUUUACCGAAGUCUCAUACAACAUAUAUCUAAUCAGUUUUAUUUUCAUUUAGCUAGUGUAAUUAUGAAAUUCACCAAAAAAGAAAAUUCAACAUCUUGGUACAAAAGUAACCAAUUGGCUGCACCAUUAUUUUUAAUGUCCUUAGCUCCUCCAAUUGACAAACAAGCAUUUGAAAGUAUAACAAAUAAAGAAUUUAGUAUGGAACAAAAAUCAAAUGUAGCGUUAUGGGAAUUAGAAGGUACUAGAAGGAUAAUAGAGAGUGGCUUUGUAUUACGCGCUAUGAUGGCAAAAGAAGACGAACAUUUUAUUGAUAAUGUUAAGUUAUUAUGUGUCAAUGAUUGGAAAACAACAAACUAUAAGAAAAUAUUUAAUGAUCCAGAAUAUGCUAAAGGAAUACCAACAUCACUAUUUAUUCAUUAUUCUCCAGAAAAAUUAGUCUAUAAUAUUCCAGAAUUAAUACAAUAUGCUGUUCCUAAACAUAUGUUGUCAUUUGAGAUGAGUCGUCCAGGUUCAUUACAUCAUUUAGUUUGGUAUGGAAUUCAACUAUUAGAAAGUGAAAAUAAAGGAUGUGGAAUAAGGUUAACUAAGAACACAGUGUUUCCAGUUGGGUUCGGAUGUAAAAGUUUUAACGAAUUGCCUUUGGCUACUAAUUCAUUUGCAUCUGCCAAUAUUGAGUCGAUUUGCCAAUUAGAUAUGAAUACAUUUUUAUAUGCUACAGUUUUAAGUGUUGCUUCAUUCUUGGAUAACCAAUCACAAAGAACUGAUCCUAAAGCACCACAGACAUUCCCAUCUAAUAUAACUGAUCAGUUAACAACAUCAGAACAAGAGAAUUGGUGGAAAUCAAUGUACAAAAUUUAUUCUAAAAAUGUUGAUGUUAAGCAUGUUUCACAAUUAAGAAAAGCUGCUAUCCAAGGGUUAGAGUCUAUUAGAUUAAUAGGAAAUCAUGGAAUGGAUGUACAGUUAAUGGUGUAUUUGGCGAAGAACUUUGCUAGCCAGGCUAACAAAAUAGUUGAUAACUUCCUUUUAAAAGAGGGACUGGAAAAAAGAGCUGUUCUCUUUUGGAGAAUGGCAAUACAGCUACUUGAACGUAUUACUGAACGUGGAAUUGAACACAAGUCAAAAAAUACAUUAUUUGAAUUCUACAGAAAAAAAUUGACUCAAGGAGAAGUGUCUGAAUUAUUGGAGGAAGGUAAAUUUUUUUUAGCUUGCCAGUUAAUGAAUAAUGAACAAAAUGAAGAAGCCAUAGAAGCAUUUAAAAACAUUAAUUCACCAUAUGCAUCAUUUUAUCAAGCAAUGAUUUAUAAGAAAAUGAUAAAACCAACUGCUAUUGAUACUUCUACGGAUAAUACAUUAACAGAGGCAAAUGAUACAUUGGUUGCAAAAGUCAAAGAAUUGCUAAAUAUUACAAAAAAUCGUUUAAAGAAAAAACCUCAACAUCCCUUGCACUCACAGUUAAAAGAAGAGUUAUUAGAUUUAAAAGUAGACUUUGAUAUGAAUGGGACUCUCAAUAGUCAAUCAAAUUUAAACUUGUCUGAAGAGGAUUAUAGUGAUACUGUUAAUAUAUCAAGGAGACAUUUGUAUAAUAAAUUUGGAGAUAGGUCAUUUCUCAAUGUAACCAGUACUCCUGUUAAAUCACCAAUUACUCCAAUCCGAAAAACAGUAGACGAAGAAAUCGAUGUUAAAUUAUUAAGUGAAUUAAAAGUUGCUGUACAAUCACAGAAUGUUCAAUGCCAAACUUUAGGAUUGCAGUAUUAUAAUAUGAUAGAAACAUUAAGAUCAAUGUCUGAAAAAGUUGAUAAAUUAUUUGAUCAUUUUAACAAUACAAAAGACUCAAUAUUUGAUAAAAUAAAUGAGUUGUCUCAUCAUAUUACCACAAAUAAUUCUAUAACUACUAUUACUAAUGAUAGACCUGCAACAGAUAGUAAAUUAAUUGAACGUAUUGAUAGACUUGAAGGAGUUUUGAUAGAAAAACUUAAUGCAAUGAAUGAAAUAAAAACCAGACAGGAUGAUUUGUAUGCUGUAUAUGCAGAAAAUGAAGAGGAAUUUGAUAAAAUUAAUUAUGAUCAAUCAUCAUGUAUCCAAAAUGCAUUUGAUGAUCAAACUCAAUUGGCUACAAUAAGUUUUCCAACAACUCAAUUACCAUUUUCAUCUACCUUACCAUUUCAGCAGUUUGGUUUAUUUAAUCCAACUAGUCAAUCAAAUCAAUUUCCAUCGUAUUCAAUGGCGCCUAACCCAAAUGUUAAUAUAACAUCGUCUGAUACUUUACCAACUGGACCUCCAGUGUCCCAGCCUCCUCUUAGUGUAAUUAUACCAACACACCACAUUCUUGGUGGUAGUUUAGUUACAUCUGAAGCUCCGUCCUAUCCUUUUAAAUUCAAUAGUCCACAGGUAAAUAGUCAAUCUCAUUCAGUCAUAUCUCACGGGAUACCUAAUAUUCAAUCAAUAUCGUCUGUUACUGUACCAAGUUCUGAUAAAUUUUCAUUUCAAUCUCCCUUAUCAACAUUUAAAGAAAGUUAUGAAACAUCAUUAAAUAAGUCUAAAAACUCGGCAACUGAUGAUAGUUAUACUGAAGAACACGAUCCUAUACCCGAAUUUCAACCAAUCAUACCAUUGCCUGAUAAAAUUGAGGAAGUUACUGGUGAAGAAAAUGAUACAAUAUUAUUUGAAAAACGUGCUAAGUUGUAUAAGUAUAUUGAAAAGGAAUGGAAAGAAAAAGGUAUUGGAAUAUUGAAAAUAUUGAGAAAUAAUGAUACAAACAAAGUUAGAUUAGUAAUGAGACGAGAACAAGUACAUAAGGUUUGUGCUAAUCAUUUCUUAUAUGACAAUAUGGAGUUAAAAUCUAAAAGUGAUAAAGCAGUUGUUUGGUCAGCUAAUGAUUUCUCUGAUGCUGUUAAAGUACAAGUUGAAAAUUUAUGUGCAAGAUUCAAAACAGUAGAAGACUGUAAAGAGUUUAUAAGAGUCUUUAAUGAAAACAAACAACCCUGUUCUCAAAAUACUUCAUUAGUGGAUUCCAAUGUUAAAGAUGAUUAUAAUGAAUCUGUGUUAGAAGUAAGUAAAGAUUCAAAUUUAACAUUAUCUUUGGAAAAUGAAAAAUCACUUAAACAUGAAUUAGGUGGUUUCACAUUUAGUUCCCCACCCAUUAUUAAUGAAAUUGCUACACCAAAAGAACAAAAUAAAACACCAGAAAAACCAAAAGGAUUAUUCUCUAAUUUAAGUUUUUCAACACCUACUGGGGAAACAGCUACACCAAGUUUUAAAUCACUAUUACAACCUUUAAACUCUGAAACUAAAACAGAUACAAAUGAUAAACAAUCUUUCUCAUUUAAUACAUCAAAAUCUGGAGUAUUUUCUACAGAGACAACUCCUAAAUCUACAGAAAAAUCACUAUUUUCAUUAAAUAAUACUGAAGAAAAGUCUGCUAUGUUUACUCCUAAACUAGAUUUUACAUCUGGGACAUCUGCAACAUCAUACUUUAGUACACUAGCAAAAAAUUCUCCAAAUUUUGGUUUCUCUAACUCUCCUGAUUUUAAAGGUUUCCCAGGUGCUGGUAGCACUAUUUUUAGUGUUAAAACAAAUCCGUCCCCACAUGCUAUUAUUAAAUCAGAAGAUGCCAAUAAUGAUUCUUCAAGUCAACCAAAUGAAGAAUCUGAAGAUUUUGUCCCAACUGCUGAAUUUUCUCCAGUUAUACCUUUGCCUGAUAAGGUAGAUGUAGUUACUGGUGAGGAAGGACUUAAAAUUAUAUUUGAUGAUCGAGCAAAACUUCUUAGGUAUGAUUCAAAUACUAAAGAAUGGAAAGAGAAGGGAAUUGGUCAAAUGAAAAUUUUACACAACCCUAAAGAUGAUUAUUAUCAGUUGUUAAUGAGAAGAGAAAUAAUAUUAAAAGUUUGCUGUAAUCAAAGAUUGACUGCUGAUUUAGAAUUGAAACCUGUGGCUUCAUCUGAAAAAGCUAUGUCAUGGAUUGGCCAAGACUUUUCGGAAGGAGAAUGUAAAAAAGAAUUGUUUGCUAUUAGAUUUAAAACUGUUGAGCAGCUCCAUGCAUUUAAAGAUAAAUUUAAUGAAGUUAAGAACAAACUACAAGAAUUGAAUGAAGUUUCUAGCAGUGUAGAAGCUAAAGCAGUUGAAACACAAUCUGAUAAUAAACCAGAUGUCAGUAAACCAUUACCCAAUUUAAGUGAUCUAGCUCAAUUUAAACCCAAACCUGGCUCCUGGACUUGUGAUGCAUGUUAUUUGUCAAAUAAUGCAAAUACUGUAAAAUGUGUUGCAUGCAAUACUAUAAAGCCGGGAGCAGUCGUUGACGAUGAUACUACUAAAAGCCAAUCAUCUGGUUUUACAUUUGGAAAAACAUCGUUUUCAUCCUCAUUAAAAUUUGGAGAUGCUUUGAGUAAUUCUCAGCCAGGUAUUCCAUUUGUUAUGCCAACAUUUGGUUCAUCAUCAGCAGUAUCUUUUAGUUCAUUGAGCACAAGUGAUCACACAAAUACAUUUGGUGCUCCAAUUAAAACUGCCGUCCACCAAAAACCUUUAACAUGGCGAGAAGAAAGUGCUGGACUAGAAAAAUAUGAUUCUGAUAAGAGUGCUGAUGAAAGUAUUGAAGGAACUGAUGAAACUGACAACGAGGAGAUUGAUGGAUAUGAUAGACAAAAAUCUACAUUGGAAAAUGGAAAAACACAAUUCACCUCAAAUGUUAAAAUUGAAAAACCUUCAUUUUCUAUUGAUAAAUCUUCAGCUUUAAAGUUAUCUGACAAUCAAGAGUCUGUUAAAUUUGUUGGUGUUAAAUCACUUAAAGAUGUGGUAUCUCAUACUGAUCAGGAACUUGCUGAAGAAUUGAAACUUCCAUUGUCGUUCUUCCUUUAUAAGUCAAAAGAUAAAUGUAAAGGAUGUGUAGGCUGUGAAGAAGAUUCUGAAACUAAGGAACAAGUAGAUGAUACAAUUAUUUCUUCAAAGACUGAUAACGAAAAGGAAAUUGAAAGAGUGAAGGAACAAGAUACAGUAUCAGUUGGUAUUUCGGAAUUAAAUAUUACCCCAGUCACAUCAACAAAUAACAUAACACAAUCUUUUCCAACUACAUCAUUUCUUUUUGGGGAUAAAUCUACAACCAACAUUUUUGAUAAGAAUACACCAAAUGCUCCUAUUUUUGGAUCCAAACCAAUUUUUGGAAGUUUCUCUUCAGAUUCUACUAAAACAGAUGAUACUAAAUCAACAAACUUAUUUGGUCUUCCCUCUACCAUGAACACUUCAUCGAUAUUUGGAUCAUUUUCUGCUUCUGGAUCAGCAGAGUCAUCAAAUACUACUCAAAGUUCAUUGUUUUCUAAGACUGAUGAUAUUAAAUCCAAAAAAGAAGGUUUAUUCAACUUUAGCCCUAAAACUGAUAGUCCCUUUAAAUUUGGAACAAUUCCUAAGGAUCCGAAAUCAGUUUUUGGACAGAGUCUUUUUGGUGUUAAAGAUAAAGCUGCUGUUGAUGAAAAUGCUCCUAAAGUUAAUCCUUGGGCAGGUAACUUUAAUCUUAACAAAUCCACGGAUGAGGAAAAAAAUUGUGAAAAAUCUGAAGAAAAUGGGGAGGAAGAAGUUGAUAAUAGCCAUGAUCCUCAUUUUGAACCCAUUAUACCACUUCCUGAUGCUAUUGAAGUAUCAACGGGAGAAGAGAACGAGAAAAUAUUAUUUUGUGAACGUUCCAAAUUAUUCCGCAAAGAUGGAAGUGAAUAUAAAGAAAGAGGUAUUGGUGAGAUGAAAGUAUUGUUUCAUCCUGAAAGGAAUACAUACCGUUUCUUAUUUAGAAGAGAAAAGGUGUUUAAAGUUGUAUGCAACCAUUUGAUAUCAUCAGAUAUAAAACUUAUGCCCAUGACAUCUUCAAACAAGGCAUUUUGUUGGCCAUGUAUGAACACAACUGAAGAUAAUCCUGAGCCACAAAAAGAGUUGCUUGCUGUACGUUUCAAGAAUGAAGAAAUAGCUAAUAAAUUUAAACAAGUUUUUGAUGAUUGUGUAUCAAAGUUAAGUGCAUAAUAUACACUAUUUUAUGCUAAUUAUUUAUUAGACUACCAAGGUUAUAAUUUGUUAUAGUUUACAUUAUCAAUACUUUAUAUUAUAUGAAAGACAGUUUUUUUUUAUCAAGUAAAUUAUUUGUAUUUUCUUCCGUCGAUACAUUUAUUACAGUCCAAAAGUAUAAAUCUAUUUGUAAUCUGUUAAUAAUGAUUCAAAUUAACCAUAUUUUUUUUAAAACUAUUACUCUGAUUU